GGAAACUCGACACAACAAGGGCUUGCAGUAUACUUUCACUGCAUUCAUCGUUCAUAGCAGAGCGGAGUCGGGAUGUGUUCGUGGAGGAGGAAGGAGUGCAGAAGGUGGCCGAGAUGCUCUUCAACCUGCGCCACACUGACAAUCUGACUGCCAGUGGCUGGAAGAAGGCCAAUCCAUUGGCUCCAGUACCCACCUCUGACCAGGCCUUGAACUGGGUGUUUGUGAUAGACACCAUGAACUUCUCCUUUUGGCCCGAGGAACAAACUCAACAAUGUGAGGUAACCUAUAAAGGGACCACGUACACGGGCUACAUGACCCUUUGUGCUGCCAUCGCCAGGGCUAUGGAGGAAGGUAUACCCAUCACUGAUCCAAAGUACUUUUCCCAGAUGAGUAUGGAGGAGUUGGGACAGGUCCUUCGAUCAGACAAUGAAACACCCAUGCCCAUGCUUCAGGAACGCCACCAGGUUCUUGCCUUAUCAUACUUGUCCAAUAUCAAGGUUACUAUGAUGUAA
Messenger RNA from Notothenia coriiceps (black rockcod), 512 nucleotides. RefSeq names its product UPF0553 protein C9orf64 homolog. The transcript is spliced from 4 exons. Lineage: Eukaryota; Metazoa; Chordata; Actinopteri; Perciformes; Nototheniidae. The record is from RefSeq and is a predicted model, not a curated record. The coding region runs from base 114 to 512 and encodes 132 amino acids.